Molecule: messenger RNA, 565 nt
Organism: Vicugna pacos (alpaca)
Lineage: Eukaryota; Metazoa; Chordata; Mammalia; Artiodactyla; Camelidae
Source: RefSeq, a predicted model, not a curated record
CCCCAGCGCCCUCAGGGGAGCGAGCACCGGGCCCCACUCCCGCCUCGCCGCCCGCCCACCGCCGUGCCAGCCCCUAGGAUGGGCGCCCCGAGUGGGUGCCGAGCGCCAGUGUGGGCCCUCGCGGCCCUGCUCUUGGUGCAGAAGGCAGAGACCUGGCACAGCCUGGAGCAGAGCGUAGACAGAGCCGAGCCUGUCGUGUACAGCCCGCGGGUGCACGGGGCCCAGCGCGUGGCCUUCCUCAUACCCAUCGCUGUCUUCCCCACCAUGAGCUCCCUGAAUGCGGCGCACAGUGGGCGGGUGUGCAGCACCUGGGGCGACUCCCACUACAAGACCUUCGACGGCCACCUCUUCCGCUUCCCCGGCCUGUGCAACUACGUCUUCUCCGCGCACUGCGGGGCCGCUUACGAGGACUUCAACAUCCAGCUCCGCCGUGGCCUCGUGGGCUCCAGGCCCAUCAUCACCCACAUCGUCCUCAGGACGCAGGGGCUGGUGCUGGAGAUCGCCAACGGCUCUGUCCUCAUCGACGGGCGGCGGUGAGCCCAGCUCCGGGGCGCAGAGGGGCCUG